AUCGAUUCCGUCAACUCCAACUUCAUUCAAUCUUCAGAAGCGCUUCACUCGAGAUUCGUCGUUCAUCCAACUAAUUCAAUUGUCAGAUCGGUAAUUAACGUAAACAUAAAUAAGAAUGUUGGACCGAAGUCACGCAGCCUUUCGUUACGACUGAAAUUUUUCUUGGAACUCGUCCAUUUUCUCGACACCGUUCGAAAACAAUUUGUAUGUGGCGUUACUCGUUCAUCGUCGAAAGCAAUCAACCAAUGACACCAGCAUGGCGUCAUCAGCAGUCAACGCGUUACACAUGGAAACUUUACAAGUGAAUAAGCACGAGCCAAUAUUCGAUUGUUUCAAUGAAUAUCAUUUCACAAAUGAAUAUUUUCCUUCGGCGUAUUUACAAGCGAGAAAUCGAAUUCGUUAAUGCUCGUUCACACUCGUUCAUGCUCACAAUACUGUUCCCAUUUGUCCGUCCAUGUUCGUUCAUGCUUGUCCGCGUUGUUCGUCAAGUAUAGAUCCGGCUCAGAAUGCUCGUAAAUGCUAUAGUGGAGUCGUUGUUGUAGCAGUACAUCGACGCGUAUACGCUAUCGAAUUUAUGUUUUCCCUGAAAUUCUAAAAAUUGGCAAACGUUAAGUUCCAAAAAUAUUGAUACAUUGCAUAUUAAUAUCGCCGUAUGUGUAUACUGAAUUUUACAUAGUUUCAUUUUAGUUUUCGUAGAAAUUGAGGUAACCAACAACAUUCUUACGUGUCUAAUUCUGUUUAAUUUCACUGACUCCUGCGAUGACGUUGUUUCAAUAUCGAAACGAACGAAAGAAAUAAUUCUACAUGAAAAAUUAAAUAAAAAAUAUAUCGCAAAUUUUGAGAGAUUCUAGAAUAUACUAAAAACACGUUGUAAUAGUUGUCAGUUUGACGUUCGCAUACGGUAAAAAGAAACUGUUUCGAACCCAUUUAAGGUAAAAUUACCAUUACCACGCACGAUACAGUAAAUAGUGGAAUCAGCAUCAAAUACGUAUUAAUGAACCUUGUAAUUAUAGUAGCCACUUGCUGUUCGCAGUGCGACCAAUUUACUUCGGCAGUGACCAUCCUUUUGAUUCGAUGUUCAUUUGCUAAUUAUCCUCUACCUCGGUUUCACGUACGUUUUAAUUACACUACAAUGGUCGGUAAAACACUUUCAUCGAUAGUUGCUUUUCUUUUUGCUAGAGCCAAACGGAAAAGAUCUUUUCAUUUCUACGAGGAAACUUUGAAUCCUAUCGUAAAACAUCCCCUAAUGAAUAAAAUAUCGCUAAACAAGAAUAAAUACUUUUAAUAGUUUUAGAAGGAAAUGAUAUUUAUAUAAAAGUGUGAUCAUUUGCGAUUACUUCUAAGUUAAAACAAUUUAUUUAAAUAUGUAUUACGCGGUCGUCGAAUCCGCAUUAAUUAUAACUGAACCACGGAUUUCUAUAGAAAUUUAUAUUUUUACAAACACAAGUAAAGAAAUAGAACUUAAAUAGAGAUUCGUUUUGCUUAUUAAAGAUUAUAACGAAUACUUUACUUUGCGUAUUUCCGAUAUUUUAUAUAUUUCUACAAAUUAAACAUAUUCUGUACACUUUUGUCUCUUUAACAAAUACUUUUGGUAUAUAGACACUUUCUACAGCCAUUACAUACAUGUACAUACAUAUAUUAUUAUAUGUAUAUGUACAUCGAAUGAGUCAGCGCACAAGCUCUACUCACAAUCAAUUCACCUGUACGAAUAAUACAAAGCAUAUUCAUACCUUUCCCUAUCGUUCGCAAGGAACGAUCGCACUAAUAUUUCUCAAGACAGUGAUAAUAAUUGUUAAAAAGGAAUUUGAUACCACACGCCUGUUGUACAAUUAUUACUAUUACGAAAAGUUAACGAGCAAUCAUGUCGGUGGAUCUGUAUUACACGCCAAUGAGUUCACCCUGCAGAGCGGUUCUCUUGACUGCCGAGGCCAUUGGUAUUACUUUAAAUUUAAUAGAAAUCAAUUUAUUUGAAGGCGAACAUCUAAAGCCAGAAUUUGAACAGCUGAAUCCACAGAAAACUGUCCCGUUUCUUGUAGACGGCGAUUAUAAACUAUCUGAGAGUCGAGCCAUCAUGUCAUAUCUAGUUGAUCAAUAUGGUAAAAACAUUCGUCUAAAUCCGCAAACACCGGCUGAUCGAGCCUUGGUCAAUCAACGAUUACAUUUUGAUAUUGGUACCUUGUACAGGGGCAUGAAAAAUUAUUAUUAUCCAGUUGUGUUUAGAGGGGCAAAUUACAAUCCAGAAUAUUACGAGGUACUCGAAGGCGCGUUUGAUGUCCUCGAUAAAUUUCUAAAUGGGCAAGAUUACGUGACUGGACGCAAUUUGACCAUCGCCGAUCUCGCAUUGGCAGCCACUGUAUCAACAACGGAGGUUUUCGGUUUCGAGGUGGAGAAAUACGCGAAUGUUGCUAAAUGGAUGGAUAAAAUAAAAUCAUCCGCGCCAGGUUAUCGUAAAGCCAAUGGCGAAGGAUUAGAAAUAAUGAAAAGAUUGGCCGAUAAUGCAAAAAAGGAGUAAUCUAUGCCACUAUUGAUAUAUUAGCAUGUUAUUUGUUAAAUUUAAUAAAACUGUAGAAAGUAGAAAGUAAUAAAGUAAACCUUACCUUCCUUAGAAA
Bombus pyrosoma is the source of this 2609-nucleotide messenger RNA. RefSeq names its product glutathione S-transferase 1-1-like. NCBI's taxonomy places the organism in Eukaryota, Metazoa, Arthropoda, Insecta, Hymenoptera, Apidae. The coding region runs from base 1862 to 2512 and encodes 216 amino acids. Gene Ontology annotation, biological process: glutathione metabolic process. Gene Ontology annotation, molecular function: glutathione transferase activity. The record is from RefSeq and is a predicted model, not a curated record. The transcript is spliced from 6 exons.